Molecule: messenger RNA, 420 nt
Organism: Sapajus apella (tufted capuchin)
Lineage: Eukaryota; Metazoa; Chordata; Mammalia; Primates; Cebidae
Product: 39S ribosomal protein L20, mitochondrial-like
Exons: 2
Biological process (GO): ribosomal large subunit assembly; translation
Cellular component (GO): ribosome
Molecular function (GO): rRNA binding; structural constituent of ribosome
Source: RefSeq, a predicted model, not a curated record
ACCCGGAAGCACUCGUGGCCGCUGUUUCCGCGCGGGGCAAAAUGGCGGCGGCGCGGCGCGUGCGUCGUUGAGGAUUCGGGACGCGGGUCCGCGGGCAGCAUGGUCUUCCUCACGGCGCAGCUCUGGCUGCGGAAUCGCGUCACCGACCGCUACUGGCGGAUCCAGGAGGUGCUGAAGCACGCCAAGCACUUCCGGGGGAGGAAAAAUCGCUGCUACCGCUUGGCGGUCAGAGCCGUGACUCGCGCCUUUGUGAAAUGCACCAAAGCGCGAUUCCUGAAGAAGAGGAUCCUGAGGACCGUAAGCUGGACCCGCCCGAGCGCUCGCGGCCCCGCGGCCCCGCGUCCCCGCGGCGACGCGGCCCCGGCCCGAGACCCAGCGGCGGUGCAGCCGCUCGGCCGCCCUCGGCUCCUUCGCUUCCUC